Lasiosphaeria miniovina is the source of this 333-nucleotide messenger RNA. RefSeq lists its product as uncharacterized. The transcript has 4 exons. The coding region runs from base 1 to 333 and encodes 110 amino acids. Lineage: Eukaryota; Fungi; Ascomycota; Sordariomycetes; Sordariales; Lasiosphaeriaceae. The record is from RefSeq and is a predicted model, not a curated record.
AUGGCCAACUUCUUCUCUAGCAUUCGAAUUCUCAGCUUCUUCGUCUUCAUUGGUUGCCCCAAUGAGGAGCUUAUGACCUCGGGCACAGUCAAACAAACGACAUCAAUUGCAGCACUCCAACGACCGACUUGGGCCAAGGUGAUUCAAAAGGCCCUCAAGAACCAGCCUGUGCUUGUCGUUUACACAAAGGAGGAAGAAUACGCCAGGGUCAACGAGUCCAGGGUAGAGGCGCGACGGAUCUUGGUCGACGAGAAGAAGGACAAGUGCCAAGUUGUCGUAUUUGACCGCAUCCCACAAUACGCGGCCCGUCUCGGAAUACUCCUGUUCCAAUGA